This is a messenger RNA of Juglans microcarpa x Juglans regia, 882 nucleotides long. RefSeq names its product cyclic nucleotide-gated ion channel 1-like. The record is from RefSeq and is a predicted model, not a curated record. The transcript has 6 exons. NCBI's taxonomy places the organism in Eukaryota, Viridiplantae, Streptophyta, Magnoliopsida, Fagales, Juglandaceae. Bases 1 to 882 code for a protein of 293 amino acids.
AUGCCGACUGACAUAGUUAAUGAGGAAGACUGUGCUUUUGAAGCAACUGAGUUGUCUGUACUGGGAUCGAAGCAGAUUAAUUCAGUCUACUACUGGUACGUAAAACUAAGAAUGAGCUACUACCCGCGUGGGCGCCUUCAAGAGAACGGGGCUAGGGACGAGGACGUGGAGAAGCAAGUUGCCAACAAUAAUGGACUUAAUUCAGAAGAAAAGAAAACAACAAAAAUGAAAAUUCUCCACCCACAUGGGCAACCCCUUCGAGUCUGGAGUUGGAUUUUUGUAGUGUCCUGUGUUAUUGCAGUAUCAGUGGUGGACCCGUUGUUCUUUUACGUUCCUGUGAUAGACAGAGAUGAAAAGUGUCUUGCGUUGGAUACAAGAUUAAAAAGCAUAGCUAUUUGUUUGCGAGCUUUCACCGACGUGAUUUAUUUUGUGAAUAUCAUUUUGCAAUUUGUCUGCCCAUAUAUUGAAGAGGGAGCUCGUAAAGUUGGACGAAUUAAGUUUGUAACGAGUCCUUCGCCAAUAGCGAAGAGGUACAUGUUGUCGUGGCGCUUCCUAAUUGACAUUCUCGCUAUUCUUCCACUUCCACAGGUGUUACUUCCAAUUAUAUUUACAGAGAUGAGAGGCGCAAGAUAUUUGGAUAUGAGGAAGGUUCUGACUGGUAUUGUUCUUGUCCAAUAUGUGCCAAGAGUUAUGCGGAUCUACAUAUCAUGGAGGAAACUUGUCAGAACUGCUAACAUAGUUGCUCGAAUUAUAUGGCUUAAAGCUGCAUUCAAUUUCUUUCUGUACAUCCUUGCCAGUCAUUUGAGGUACUGGGUGCCCUUUGGUACUUAUUUUCUAUCGAACGAGAGACGGCAUGCUGGCACGGAGCUUGUGAAAAGCUAA